AUUGUGCUUGGCCAAUGCCUCUUCUGAAGCAGCCAUCCCGGCCUCUUGGUACUGUUGACCCCAGCCAGGCUACAGAGAUCGAUCGGAGCUGGCCUUGGGGCUGUAAUUGGCCCCAGCCGAGCAGGGCAAACACUGAGGUCACCGACAAGCCACAGGCCCCUUCCCCAGCCUCAGUUCACAGCUACCCUGGGCAGGGAAGCAGUGGCCCUUCUGUUGCUAGACCGAGCCUGUGGGAUACACCAAGGCAGAGGAGCCUAGAGCCAUGAGGAGCCUCGGGGCCCUGCUCUUGCUGCUGAGUGCCUGCCUGGCAGUGAGCGCCGGCCCUGUGCCGACGCCGCCCGACAACAUCCAAGUGCAGGAAAACUUCAACGUCUCUCGGAUCUAUGGGAAGUGGUACAACCUGGCCAUCGGUUCCACCUGCCCCUGGCUGAAGAAGAUCAUGGACAGGAUGACAGUGAGCACGCUGGUGCUGGGAGAAGGCGCUACAGAGGCGGAGAUCAGCAUGACCAGCACUCGUUGGCGGAAAGGUGUUUGUGAGGAGAUGUCUGGAGCUUAUGAGAAAACAGAUACUGACGGGAAGUUUCUCUAUCACAAAUCCAAAUGGAACAUAACCAUGGAGUCCUAUGUGGUCCACACCAACUAUGAUGAGUAUGCUAUUUUCCUGACCAAGAAAUUCAGCCGCCGUCAUGGACCCACCAUUACUGCCAAGCUCUACGGUAAUGGCUUAUUACUAGAUGUGCCCGUUGGAGUUAAGGGUGUCUCUUUGAAUCUGGACUCCAUCUUCACCAUGGCUGACCGAGGUGAAUGUGUCCCUGGGGAGCAGGAACCAGAGCCAAUCUUAAUCCCGAGAGCCCGGAGGGCUGUGCUACCCCAAGAAGAGGAAGGAUCAGGGGGUGGGCAACUGGUAACUGAUGUCACCAAGAAAGAAGAUUCCUGCCAGCUGGGCCACUCGGCCGGUCCCUGCAUGGGAAUGACCAGCAGGUAUUUCUAUAAUGGCACAUCCAUGGCCUGUGAGACUUUCCAGUAUGGCGGCUGCAUGGGCAACGGUAACAACUUCAUGACAGAGAAGGAGUGUCUGCAGACCUGCCGAACUGUGGCGGCCUGCAAUCUCCCCAUAGUCCGGGGCCCCUGCCGAGCCUUCAUCCAACUCUGGGCAUUUGAUGCUGUCAAGGGGAAGUGCGUCCUCUUCACCUACGGGGGCUGCCAGGGCAACGGGAACAAGUUCUACACUGAGAAGGAGUGCAGAGAGUACUGCGGUGUCCCUGGUGAUGGGGAUGAGGAGCUGCUGCGCUUCUCCAACUGACAACUGGCCGGUCUGCAAGUCAGAGGAUGGCCAGUGUCUGUCCAGGGGUCCUGUAGCAGGCAGCGCCAAGCAACCUGGGUUCAAAUAAAAACUAAAUUGUGAACUCCUGAAA
Molecule: messenger RNA, 1415 nt
Organism: Mandrillus leucophaeus (drill)
Lineage: Eukaryota; Metazoa; Chordata; Mammalia; Primates; Cercopithecidae
Gene: AMBP
Product: alpha-1-microglobulin/bikunin precursor
Exons: 10
Coding region: 263-1303 (346 amino acids)
Cellular component (GO): plasma membrane; cell surface
Molecular function (GO): serine-type endopeptidase inhibitor activity
Source: RefSeq, a predicted model, not a curated record